This is a messenger RNA of Oldenlandia corymbosa var. corymbosa, 2925 nucleotides long. The record is from the annotation of a GenBank genome assembly. NCBI's taxonomy places the organism in Eukaryota, Viridiplantae, Streptophyta, Magnoliopsida, Gentianales, Rubiaceae.
CAGAACAAUCCACAUCUAAGACCUUGGAGUAGUCCAAACGUAGAAAAAAAACAAGCAAAAGAAAUGUCAAAUUUGUUGACAUGCUAGCUAGCUAUCUUCUUUUCUCUUUCUUUUUCUUUGUAGUUUACUGUAUUGAAUUCACAGUUACAUCAACUUUUUGUGCCAUGUCCAGAGUCUUUGUUUGCAUCGGCACCAUAAAUGAGCAACCGAAUAACUCAUGCGAUUCCGGGCACGGAAAUGGGAUCGAAUACCAAUGAUCAUCAUGAAUCGCAGCAGUAUAACCACAAAGUUCCAGUGCCUCAGAAGCAGAAUCUGUUUACAGAGUUCAAAACCUCUAUCACAGAUAUUUUCUUCCAUGAUCAGCCCUUGAAGAAUUUCAAGAAUCAGCCCAAGUCAAGGAAACUGUUACUUGGAUUACAGGCUGUUUUCCCAAUCUUCGAUUGGGGAAGAAGCUACACGCUGUCUAAGUUCAAAGGUGAUCUAAUUGCUGGACUCACCAUUGCCAGUCUCUGUAUUCCCCAGGAUAUUGGUUAUUCAAAACUUGCUGGUUUGGCUCCUCAGUAUGGACUUUACAGUAGCUUCGUUCCGCCAUUGAUAUAUGCGUUCAUGGGGAGCUCCAGGGAUAUCGCCAUCGGACCGGUGGCGGUGGUGUCUCUGUUGCUCGGAACUCUGCUUCAGAAUGAACUGGAUCCCGUCAAGCAAAAGAAAGAUUAUCAGCGCCUCGCUUUCACCGCUACAUUCUUCGCUGGAAUCACCCAGUUUGCUCUCGGUUUUUUCAGGUUGGGAUUUCUGAUUGAUUUUCUGUCACACGCCGCCGUGGUCGGAUUUAUGGGUGGUGCCGCCAUAACCAUAGCCCUUCAACAGCUUAAAGGCCUGCUCGGAAUCAAGACAUUCACCAAGAAAACUGACAUUGUUUCUGUGAUGCGUUCUGUAUGGACCAAUGUUCAUCAUGGAUGGAAUUGGCAGACUAUUGUCAUCGGAAUCUCCUUCUUGGCCUUCCUUCUCGUAGCCAAGUACAUCGGGAAAAGGAACAGGAGAUAUUUCUGGGUACCAGCAAUUGCUCCCCUCAUUUCAGUCAUCAUCUCCACCUUCUGUGUUUACAUCACCCAUGCUGAAAAGAAAGGUGUCCAAAUUGUCAGGCAUAUUGAUAAAGGAGUCAACCCAUCAUCUAUCCAUGAAAUCUUUUUCACCGGAGACUAUCUUGUUAAAGGGUUCAAGAUUGGAGUUGUGGCUGGAUUGAUUGCAUUAACUGAAGCUGUCGCAAUUGCGAGGACUUUUGCUGCAAUGAAGGAUUAUCACAUAGAUGGAAACAGGGAAAUGGUAGCAUUAGGCUCCAUGAACAUCGUCGGCUCUUUCACUUCCUGUUACGUCGCCACGGGAUCGUUUUCGCGAUCGGCCGUUAACUACAUGGCCGGAUGUAACACGGCAGUAUCCAACAUUGUGAUGUCAAUGGUGGUGCUACUCACAUUAGAGGUGAUCACACCGCUGUUCAAAUACACCCCGAACGCGAUCCUGGCGUCGAUCAUCAUAGCAGCCGUGCUUGGUCUCAUCGACAUUGAGGCAAUGAUAACCAUCUGGAAGAUUGAUAAGCUGGAUUUCCUUGCCUGCAUGGGAGCCUUCUUUGGUGUUGUUUUUGUAUCUGUCGAAAUCGGACUUCUUAUUGCGGUAGCAAUUUCAUUUGCCAAGAUCCUACUCCAAGUGACAAGGCCAAGGACGGCAAUACUUGGGAGAGUCCCAAGAACAAAUGUGUACAGAAAUAUUCAACAAUAUCCAGAUGCAGCCAAGAUCCCCGGCAUCCUUAUUGUGAGAGUUGAUUCCGCUAUUUACUUCUCUAACGCCAACUACGUCCGAGAAAGGACAUUGAGAUGGCUAUCUGAAGAAGAAGAAGAGUUGAAAGCGAGUGGCGCUUCCAAGUCUACAGUCCAUUGGCUAAUUGUGGAAAUGUCACGUAAAGUCCUUUCAUUUUAUUACUCGCAACAUUUUUUUUUUCUUCUCAAGAUUUCCGUAAAAAAAGACUUGUAAUCCUAAUCUGGGCCCUUGUUCAAUUUUUUCAGCCGUUACUGACAUAGACAUCAGUGGUAUACAUGCAUUGGAAGAAUUGUAUAAGAGUCUUCAAAAGAGAGAUAUUCAGCUUGUUCUGGCAAAUCCGGGAACCGUAGUACUCGAAAAGCUGCAUUCAUCCUCCUUUGCAGAGCUGAUCGGAGAGGACAACAUUUUCCUCACAGUAGCCCACGCUGUGGCUAAAAUUGCCCCUAAGCUGGAGCCUUAAAUCAAUAAUUACAACCACAAGAUUUUUUUCCAACCUGUCAAACUUCAAACAAACACACACAACAAGUCUUUGGUUCGUUUCGUAUGAUGGAUUGAUUUUCUUAACAACGUUUUUUUUUUUCCUAAGUUUGACAAAGUCAGAGUUUUCCAAGUUUGAACACAAAACCAACAAGAAGUCUACACUGUAUAGGGAUGCCUUUAAUUUGUGGGGUUAUAUUUGCAACUUGUUUCUACGUUCUGGAAUUUCGGUCGUUCGGCAUUUGGGAUUUGGCCAUUUGACAGAAAUUUUUUCACCGUUAUUUUCCUUCCACUUUGUGUAAUUAUUUUUUUUUUUGAAAAGUCCAAUGUAAGGUGGGGUAUAUUAUGGGGAGGCAGAAAACGGAGAUGUCUAUAAACAAGAAAGGGGGGAAAAAAGAUAUGGCCGAAGAAGACAAUAUAUCAAAACAGCUGGUUCUUGUUUCCGCUCCUUAGUCCUUACAAAGUUCAGAAAAAAAAAAAAAAAAUUGUAUUCAUUUUUGUAUUCAUUUGCAUCUUUGUAAAGAUAAGAAUGAGAAAUGUUGUUUUCGGUACGUAAUAGUGUUACAGUUGUGCUUCAGAAUACAAAUUUAAUGUUUUUAUUCAACAUAUAUUGCGAAAUUAAUUGGUUUGGAUUCGGAC